Molecule: messenger RNA, 1773 nt
Organism: Brugia pahangi
Lineage: Eukaryota; Metazoa; Nematoda; Chromadorea; Rhabditida; Onchocercidae
Source: the annotation of a GenBank genome assembly
AUGUAUUUGCAAACUUUUACUGACAAAAUUACUUUAGAACCGAAGUGUGAUUGGAUUCCUCUUGAAUUAUCUGUUGUUCCUAAAAAAGAUAUUGAUAGGAUGCGAGUACACAGUUUGUCUUUUAAUCUCGUAGUUGACGAAAUCAAUGUUACAUACUCGACUCCACUUAACAUUCGUGGACCGCGAAUGAAUAACUCCAAGAAAGAGAAAACAUCACUCUUAUACGGAGAGGAUUACCGCUUAACUGCAGAAGUAACAAAAGAGCAGUGGCCAUUGGUUGAAAUUGAUUUGCCACUAAAACGACGAUUAAUGGCAUUCUGUGGCCAAAUUUGUCGAUUUAAUUGUGACGUGAGCAAUAUAGGUGUAGUACCUGUGGAAGCUUUUUGCAUAGUCACUGAUCAUCCGGAAUUGAUUUCAGUUUAUGAAGAAGAAUGUCCAGAAAGUAGUACAUUUCGAUCUGUGAAAUGUACUGCAUCUGCUGUAGACGUUGCAGUUGGUGUUUUUAACUUAAAGCAUGGCGCUAUUGCUACAGGUCAAAAGAAAAGAUUACAGUUAGCAGUUCGAGCUCCUACUACGGAGUCUCUUGGACUUAACAUAUUAUUGAUUUGCUAUUAUCGUGGUGAUAAUUGUAUGGUCAGAGAACAGCGACAUGUAAUCAUGGUUGAUGCUCGUGUAAUUUUAGAAACUUCAUUAAGGCUUGUUGAUCGUGCCACUGGUGCAUGCGUUUUGCAGCUCCGUAAUCUUAUACCAAGUCGUAGUUCUUUACUCGCCAAAAUUGAACUAAUUAAAAUACGGUUGUUGAUUGCUCAUUCCAAGAUAAAUCUCACUUCGAAAACAUGCCAAAAUUCUUUACCGCAGAUUUUUCUGCAUCCGUUGCAAAGGCGUCGAGUGGAACUGGAAAGUGAACAAACAGACAGUAUACCAUUUCUGAUCAAUGGACAUGAAGGAGCAGUAUCGUUAUGGUUUUGCGAUGAAAUUGCUGAUAUUCCGGAAUGGUCUAGUCCUCCUGACCGUCCAUCUGAAAUAUUCGAUGCUGUAUCUUCAUCAAAACAAUGUACAGAAGAUGAGAAUACAACAGUUCCUGAACUUGAUUUGUUUUUUGCAGUCCUGUGGAAAGCUAAUGUUGUUAAUAGCGAUGGCACUACCUCUACUGUGUUCGGUGAGAACUUUAUACCAAAUCCAUUUCCGCUUGGUUGUUCGGUGCCGUUUUGUACGCAUCAUAUUCUUCGUCCAUUUUCGAUAGAACAGUCGAGUCAAAAUCUCCUGGAAACAAAACGCGUUUCUUCAGAUAAAAAUCUAUUUGCUUUUAUUUGCAAUAUAUCGACAUCUUCAUCCAUAACGUAUCAUAAUUUUAGCAAUGAAAGGUCGUGCCAAAUACCAGUGCAGAUAACAGUAACGAAUGAUGAUUUUCUGCAUCGUCGAAGUUGUACAGUAACAAUUCAUUUUCUGGAUCCCACUCUGAUUCGAAAGCAGAUCGUAGAUUCGGGAAGUACCAACGUUCCAGGAUUUCAACCGCAAAACACACCUUCAUCGAGUUCAUAUGCUCAUUCUUCAUUAGUAUUGCAACCAUUGAUUAUAGCUGAUCGUUCACGUAUGCAUGCAACAAUAGCUUUUGGCUGUACUCAGAUUUUUAAUAUCCGACUCACUGUCUACUGUCCGUCGAUUUACGACAUCAGUCGUUUUCAAGCUGUUGGCUUAUUCGAUGGCGAUGAAACCGAAGUGCCUAUAUAUGUACCUCCAACAUAUAUUACUGUGAUUGAUCAACGGGUUUAA